This is a messenger RNA of Syngnathus acus (greater pipefish), 4773 nucleotides long. Its product is annotated as contactin-associated protein-like 5. NCBI's taxonomy places the organism in Eukaryota, Metazoa, Chordata, Actinopteri, Syngnathiformes, Syngnathidae. The record is from RefSeq and is a predicted model, not a curated record. The coding region runs from base 72 to 3962 and encodes 1296 amino acids. The transcript has 24 exons.
GCUCGUCAACUUGCAGAGGAUAAAAUAACAUUUCAAAAAAAGAGGAAAGGACAACAGAAGAACAAGGAAAGAUGACCGGGCUGGCGCACAUGCUUGCCUUCUGCGUGACUUUCUGCGCCUUGCGCGGAGCGUCUGCUGCCAACAACUAUAAUUGCAACGGCCCUUUGGUGUCCGCACUCCCGCGCUCAUCCUUUCAGAGCUCAUCGCAGUCGUCAGUCAGCUACGCCGCCCACCACGCCAAGUUGCACAGGAGAGACGGGGCCGGCGGCUGGUCUCCAAUGGCGAGCGACAAGGAACCGUGGCUCCAGCUGGACCUCAGGGAGCAGAUGGAGGUGACAGCGGUGGCCACGCAAGGAUGCUAUGACAGCUGGGACUGGGUCCGAACGUACAUGCUCUUCUAUAGCGACACGGGGCGAGCGUGGAGGCGCUAUCGCUCUGACGAUGGCACUGAGGCAUUUGUCGGGAAUAUCAAUUCGGAAGGUGUCAUCCAGAACAAACUCUCCCACGCUGUAAGAGCCCGUUUCCUUCGAUUCGUCCCCCUCGACUGGAAUCCGAGCGGCUGGAUAGGCCUCAGAGUGGAAGUCUAUGGCUGUUCCUAUAAAUCCUACGUGGCUGACUUUGAUGGCAGAAGCUCCUUGCUGUAUCGAUUUAACCAAAAGUCCAUGUCCACCGUGAAAGAUGUCAUCUCGCUGCUGUUUAAGAGUCAGCAGGCUAACGGGGUUUUACUGCACGGAGAGGGCCAGAGAGGCGACUACAUCACUCUGGAGCUCCAUCGGGGGAAACUGGACCUCUACCUCAACUUAGACGACAGCCGUCCGAGGUUGAGCGCCCCCCGCAUUGCCGUCACGGUGGGCAGUCUUUUGGAUGACCAGCAUUGGCACGCCGUGCACGUGGAGCGCUUCAACAAGCACGUCAACCUCACAGUGGACGCCCACACUCACCACUUCCAAACCCAAGGGGAGGCCUACUCGCUGGAGGUGGACUAUGAGCUGAGCUUCGGUGGAAUCCCGCUUCCUGGAAAACCCGGCACGUUUCUCAGGAAGAACUUCCAUGGAUGCAUGGAGAACCUUUACUACAAUGGUAUCAAUAUCAUCGAUCUGGCCAAACGACGCAAACCACAGAUACACACUGUGGGCAACGUGACCUUCUCGUGCUCGCAGCCCCAGCUGGCGGCUUGUACCUUCCUGAGCGCCAACAGCAGCUUCCUGACACUUCCGUCAACGGCAACGGGGGCGUCUGCCACCGGGGGCUUCUCCGCCCGCUUCCACUUCCGCACGUGGAACACCGAGGGGCUACUGCUGUCGGCGCCGCUCGGCUCGAGGCCCCGGAGAUCAGAGUUGCGGAUCCACGAUGGCCGGCUGCAGCUGACCCUGCACGACUCCGGGCGCGAGUCAGAGGAGGUCUCGCCAGAUUACACAGUCAAUGAUGGAUUGUGGCAUUCCGUGAGUCUGGAGAUGAGCAAUUUCCUCAUUCGUCUGACGGUGGACAGCGAGCCGCCGUCUGAGAUGGAACUGUCGGCCGCGCUUGAAUCCAGACGCAACUUUUACUUUGGAGGCUGCCCCACUGCCGACUGUCCGUCUCCGAACUUCCAGGGCUGCAUGCAGCUCAUCUUCAUCAACGGUCAGCCAGUGAAUCUCAGCCAUGUGCAGCAAGGCAUGCUGGGAAACUUCAACCACCUUCACUUUGACACGUGUGCCAUCACAGACAGGUGUGUCCCCAACAAGUGCGAGCAUGGCGGCCUUUGUUCGCAGACGUGGAGCACCUUUUCUUGCGACUGCUCCGGAACAGGUUACUCGGGAGCGACCUGUCACGAUUCCAUCUACGAGUCAUCCUGCGAAGCCUACAAGCUGACCGGCGGCUCCUCUGGCUUUUAUUCCAUUGACCCAGAUGGCAGCGGCCCCCUAGGGGCCACGCAGGUGUACUGCAACAUGACAGAAGAGAAAGUUUGGACCGUGUUGAGCCACAACAGCACCGCUCCAGUCCAAGUUCAGGCUUCAUCACUGCAGAGGCCUCACAUCAUGGUGCUUGACUACGGCGCCUCGCCGGAACAACUCCAAACGAUUGUGUCAAGGUCAGAGCACUGCCAACAAGAAGUGGUUUACAACUGCAAGAGGUCCCGUCUCUUCAACACAAAAGAUGGCAGUCCAAUGUCUUGGUGGCUGGACCGGCAAGGCGAGAAGCGGAGCUACUGGGGAGGAUUUCUGCCGGGAAUCCAGCAGUGCUCCUGCAGCCUGGAGGAGAACUGUGUGAACAUGAACUACUUCUGCAAUUGCGAUGCCGACGCUGACAUGUGGGCCAACGACACGGGCGUCCUCUCCUACAAAGACCACCUACCAGUGAGCCAGAUAGUGAUCGGAGAUAUCGGCAGAGCCGGCUCGCAGGCCGUCUACCGAAUCGGCUAUCUGCGUUGUUAUGGAGACAGGUCCAUGUGGAAUGCAGCCACUUUCUACCAAGAGUCGUCUUACCUCUAUUUUUCCACCUCACCGGCCGAGCCUGCCUCAGACAUCGCCUUCUACUUCAAAACCAGCGCUCCCUCUGGAGUUUUUGUGGAGAGCUUGGGCCUCAAAGACUUUGUCAGAGUGGAGCUCAGCUCGCCAUCCAUGGUGUCCUUUUCGUUUGACGUCGGAAGCGGUGCGGUGGUCCUCUCCGUCAAGUCGCACAUGCCCCUGAAUGACCGCCAGUGGCACUACGUAAGGGCGGAGCACAACGUCAAGGAGGCCUCGCUCCAGGUCGACCAGCUUCCUGCACGCUUCCUUUCUGCUCCCGUGGACCGUCAACUACCCUUGAAGCUAAGCAGUCAACUUUUUGUGGGCGGAACAACGUCUCUGCAGCGGGGUUUCCUGGGCUGCAUGAGGAGCCUGAUUGUAAAUGGGCGAAGCCUGGACCUGGAGGAGCGGGCCAAGGUGACGCCGGGCGUGAGCGCUGGUUGCCCCGGGUACUGCAGUGGCUCCAGCAGCCUGUGCCACAACAGGGGGCGCUGCAUCGAGAAAAGCAACGGCUACGCGUGUGACUGCUCCCAGUCUGCUUAUGCCGGGACUUCUUGUAACCAAGAGGUGUCGGUGUCCUUCGACAAAGAGUCAUCGCUGACCUACACACUUCAGGAGCCUUUCUCUGUGAUGCUGAACAAAAGCUUGCAGGCGGAGAGCAGCAGCAGCAGUCGGGCCAGAGAGGACUUUUCCUUCAGCUUCAUCACCUCGCAGAGUCCCGCCUUGCUCUUGUCUGUCAGCACCCUCAGCCGCCAGUACAUUGCUGUAAUUGUGGCCAGGAACGGGAGUCUGCAGAUCUGGUACCACCUGCAAACGGACAGGAAGCCAGACGUCUUCUGCCCCGCCGCCACUAACCUGGCAGAUGGACGACUCCACCGAGUACGAAUCCACAGAGUGGAGGAGAAAAUCUACGUACAGGUGGACCAGGACAUCCAUAGAAAAUAUACCCUAUCCUUUGACGGAGAACUAGUCUUGAUCAGAACUUUGUCGUUGGGUAAAGUUAUCAGGUUGGACACAUUCCACGAGGAGGUAGCUGAGGCAGCUUCGAAGGGUUUUGUGGGCUGCCUUUCGUUGGUGCAAUUCAACAACGUGGCACUGCUCAAGGCGGCGCUUACCAACCCCGGAAGCUCGUUGGUUACAGUUCGUGGUCCAUUGGUCCAAUCGAAUUGCGGUGCACUGGCAGACUCCUCCUCGCGAUCUUUGCAAGAUCAAACUGUGACAACAAAUAAUGGAAAGAAGAAGCACGAACGUGAUACACAAAAUGAUGUGGCUGUCAUAGCAGGAGUGGUCACAGCGGCGGCCUUCAUCGGCGCAUGCGCGCUAGCCGCCGCUACUCGCCUCCUUUACCAGCGCCGGCAGGCCCAGCGUGACGACGUUGUCAAGCGGGAGGGCGCCCACGCUGUAUACAUGGACUACAGGACUGAGACACGCCCCCACGUUUCGGUUCGGGAGAACAUCAAGGAAUAUUACAUCUGAUCUUCGCCUGACACCGAAGCUUGUUGUACCCGAGCGUCCCUCACGAGAAACACUUUUGACGCUGGCUUCGGAAGUCCCUCAGAUACAUCCCCGGAUUAGAGAAAAAAAAAAAAAAGUCAAACUAAAGCCUGCAAGCUGGAAAAAAGACCACCUUGAAUGUGUUUCAGCGUACAAUGGCUUUAUUUGAUGUGGGUGGAAGUGCAAUUGCAGUUCCUCUUUUUUACACAGCAGAAGAUGAAUGUUAGCCUUGAGGGGACAACGGCGGUGCAAAAUAGGCGCAUUAGAAGCUUUCCGACGCGCCGGAUAUUCUCGCAUUUCCACGGGAACUCCAGAGGGAAUGUGCACGUGGCUGCCGUCGGAAAAGAAAUAAGGUCAACGCUGACCUAAAGUGUUCGAGUGCCUCGUUUAAAUACCAACCUUUUAGAAAAGGAACAUUUGAGUUUUUCCUGCCCCCGUGACGCUCGCCCUCGCUGUUUGGACAUUAUAACGAGCACAGGACGCCAAUUAAAUCCAGGAGGUUCAGCUCUUUAGCUGACCUUGUGCACGGAUCUAAACCCCUUCAUGCUUGGGAGUGUUUCUGGGUUUCAUGUGGGCUCCCUCGGUAUUCCUUAACGCACCCUCCGGGCUGCAUAUGUUUAGUUGUAGGUUGGCAACUCCUGAAAGUGUGUCCUUCUUCUCCUUAUGUAUUCUUAUUUUUCCAGUGUAAGAAAGAGAUGUAUAUUAUAUCCUGAGGGAAACAGUGAGGCAGAUCAUAUAAGCAGAGUAAUAAAAGGAUUAAAGUAUGUGAAUAAAAAUGAACAGUGAAUUGUGA